Funneliformis caledonium is the source of this 795-nucleotide messenger RNA. NCBI's taxonomy places the organism in Eukaryota, Fungi, Glomeromycota, Glomeromycetes, Glomerales, Glomeraceae. The record is from the annotation of a GenBank genome assembly.
AUGCAAAACAACUUGCAGCCCGCCGUUCUUUUCAAUAAAAAUCUAACAGACGACUGGCAAAAAGUCUCUGAUGAAAUGAAAAAAAGUAAAGGGUGGCGAGUCAGAUGUACGCUAUAUCAAUUUAUGAAUUAUUCUUUAUGGAUUCCUUUGAUCGUAACUCUCAUAUUUUCGAUAUUUUCAGAUAUUGAAGCUACGCCUGGAACUCCUGGGGAUAUCACUUUCCCAAAACCAAAUAUUACAUUCUUGUGCUUUUCUCAUGAGCAUUGGGACUGUUUGAGGAAUGAGAGAGAGAAAAAGAUGAUUAUUCAAAAUUUGACGGAUAGGAUUCAAAGAACAAAGCAACGACACGCUAAAGUUGUAUUACUAAUGUAUCUUCAUUCUUCAAAUAUACAACCGUUAUUUGAAAUUCAAACUAGACUAUUGCUUGGAUGUGUUAACAUCAACAUAAUUCCUAUGCAUAAUCCGCAAGAGGCGGUUAAUUUGAUUGACAUCAUUGCUAGAGGAUUUUUUCCGGAUAAACAACCACCAAUUGCUCAGCAAUUAAUCAUGGAACAAAAUCAAUGUAUUAACAAUCCGGCAAGUUUGACAGCUACAAACAAAUGGGUUCAUCUUGUCUCACAAAUGUCAGCGGGAACCAGAAAUCUACAAUUAAAUGAAGUCUAUUUUCUUCAAGAAGGAUUUCAAACGAUACAUAAUAUGGCUACAGCGAACUUGCCUCAAUUAUUAGAUUGUGCGUUGGAUCGCGAAACCGCACAGGAUGUAGUAAAGUUUUUCGAGGAAGACUAUGUCGCUUAA